Seminavis robusta is the source of this 1946-nucleotide messenger RNA. The record is from the annotation of a GenBank genome assembly. Lineage: Eukaryota; Bacillariophyta; Bacillariophyceae; Naviculales; Naviculaceae.
UCUGAGCUCUAUCCCUAUUGUAUUUGUCGUUCGCGCACUAGCAACGCGCGCCUUUGGAAGCCGCCACACACCACACAAGCAUUUUCUUCCAAUGCAACGGGCAACCAAAGUGCGUCCUUGGUCGAUCAUGAUCAGCAUUGCUUUUUUUACAACGUCCUUCAAGUUCCAGCCCUCCCUCCAUCCAUCAGCAGCGUCUUCAAGUUGAAAUUCUGAAAGAGGAAACGUGCUAACUGUCAGCAAGUAUCAUUAUAAGCUAUCACACUUUAGAAUAUCAUAGCUACUGGUACCUGAGUACAUAGUAAGAGAGAAGCAGGAGAGAGCUACCGGUAUAUACCCAUAGUCAUAUAGAUCACAACACCAUCAACAAUACAAUGAGCAACAAGGAGCAAGACGAACAAGACCAGCAGAUUGAGAUCUUCAAGGUCAAGAAGCUGAUUAAGAAUCUGCAGGCAGCCCGUGGAAAUGGUACUUCCAUGAUUUCCUUGAUUAUCCCUCCCGGAGAUCAGAUUUCACGAGUCAACAAAAUGUUGAGUGACGAAUACGGUACCGCGUCCAAUAUCAAGUCGAGAGUCAAUCGAUUGUCCGUUCUGUCCGCCAUUACGUCCACACAACAGCGCUUGAAGCUAUACAAUCGAUGUCCCAAAAAUGGACUCGUCAUUUACUGUGGAACCGUCAUUACCGAAGACGGAAAAGAACGAAAAGUCAAUAUCGACUUUGAACCAUUCAAACCCAUCAAUACGUCCCUCUACUUGUGUGACAACAAAUUCCACACGGAGAAUCUAAACGAUCUCUCAUGGACGACGAAGCUUUUGGCUUUAUCGUCAUGGAUGAAACACGGACGUGGUGGACAGUCCGCAUUGCGAUUUGCCCGACUUCGAUUGGAAAAACGACACAAUUACGUACGCAAAGUCGCCGAAUUGGCCACGCAACUCUUUGUACCCGAUGGACAAAAACCAAACGUUCAGGGGAUUGUACUGGCCGGGUCGGCCGAUUUCAAGACGGAACUCAUGCGCUCCGAUUUGUUCGAUCCAAGAUUGUGUAAAAUUGUCGUCAAGAUGAUUGAUGUCUCGUACGGAGGAGAAAAUGGAUUCAAUCAAGCCAUUGAAAUGAGUGCCGACGCACUCGCCAAUGUCAAGUUGAUGAAGGAAAAAAAACUAUUGCAGAAAUACAUGGACGAAAUCUCACAAGAUACCGGAAAGUACUGUUUCAUGGUCGAAGAUACCCUCAAGGCGUUGGAACUCGGGGCUGUAGAAGAUCUCAUUGUCUGGGAUAAUCUCGAUGUCAAUCGAUAUGUCCUGCGAAAUCAAUCGACCAGCGAAGAGACCAUUCUGCAUCUCACCAAAGAACAGGAAUCCCAAGACUCGUACUUUCGGGAUGCUACUUCGGGAACCGAAUUGGAAACGGUCGAAAAGGAACCCUUUGUCGAAUGGCUCGCCAAUAACUACAAGAAUUUUGGAUGUAACUUGGAAUUCGUCACGGAUCGCUCCAGUGAAGGGACACAGUUUGUCAAGGGAUUUGGAGGGAUUGGAGGAAUUCUGCGAUGGAAGGUUGACUUUGUCGAAUUGGGUCACUUUGAAGAAGCUGCUGCGUUGGAUCACGCGGCAGAUGAUGACGAUGAUGACGACAAUGAGAAGAUGAUGAUGACUAUGGAUUCGAUGAUGGUGACUUUGCCUUUUAAUCGAGGCAGUGCGUUCUUCUUUCAUGGUUGCUCUUUAUUGGGCAUACCUUCAGCGCACGUGCGCAAGUCAAGAUUGGACAGGUGGGUGGUGAGAGCAAGCAAGCAAGAGGAACAGCAUGCCAAGGCGGCGGAAAGGAGGAAACGAGCGAUGGAGUACACUUUAGCGGAUUCGAUUCAAUUCAAUUCAAUUUUGGAAGUGGACAUGGCCAAGUGCCACUAUCAUGUUCCGUUUUCGCCACCGCCACCCAUGUCAAAACUGGGAUAUUGA